AUGGCCAUUAGACUCGCCCCUCCCGGUGCACCGCCGUUCCCAUCGCCGCCCUCUCGUUUCCCCCCCUUUCUAUCCCGAUCGCCUCCGCCGACGACACCCUCAUCCUCACUGAAGGGAACGUCAUCCAAGCCCUCGACGGUGAACAAAACACACACUCGUUCUCUCGUUCUCCCGCCAUUUUUUGUACACGUACAAGUAUGUGAAAUGUAUUGCAGAAGGGACUUCACUAUACAUGUAUAUAUCACAUUUCAGGAAAUUUUGUCAUGGAGUCUGACUGGAUUUCACUUGCUCUAA
This is a messenger RNA of Chondrus crispus (carragheen), 294 nucleotides long. RefSeq lists its product as hypothetical. NCBI's taxonomy places the organism in Eukaryota, Rhodophyta, Florideophyceae, Gigartinales, Gigartinaceae. The coding region runs from base 1 to 294 and encodes 97 amino acids. The record is from RefSeq and is a predicted model, not a curated record. The transcript has a single exon.